This is a messenger RNA of Perkinsus marinus ATCC 50983, 1893 nucleotides long. RefSeq lists its product as hypothetical. Bases 1 to 1893 code for a protein of 630 amino acids. The record is from RefSeq and is a predicted model, not a curated record. Gene Ontology annotation, molecular function: chromatin binding. Gene Ontology annotation, biological process: DNA-templated DNA replication; DNA repair; mitotic cell cycle. The transcript is spliced from 17 exons. Lineage: Eukaryota; Perkinsozoa; Perkinsida; Perkinsidae. Gene Ontology annotation, cellular component: nuclear replication fork.
AUGAUCGAUGUUACAAAGGCUGCCCUGCAGGCUAUUCAAGGAGGUCGCCGACUCAAGACUGCUAAGGACUUCGUAGAAGAGGAAGCCGCCUCAUCGUCCGAUGGCAAUGAUACCCCGCGGGGCAAUGAUCUCUUCGCUGAGGAGGAUCCACACCAGGAGGCGCCGGACUCGGAUGAUGAGCUGAUGAACGAGGUGGAGCAGCCUACGGCUGAGAGGAACGCUCAUCCUCAUCACCGCCCUGCUCGUAUGAUGACGAUACAACCAGCCUUCUGCCCAGGGGCCAAUACCCCUCAAGGCGUCGAGGCUACAGAGUCUAACAACGGCAUUAACAAGAUACUACUGUGCUGGAAUGCUCAUGGUGUGGUGACACGGCAAAUGCUCACCCCAGCUGACGUGGAAGUCCCAGAGGAUGAGGUCCCGGAGAGCGCUCUCGAGGUUAUGUAUACAAUUCCUGGGGCCCCUCCUCAAGGGAAUCGAAUUAAAGAUUCGGUGUAUGGAUGGUCUAUGGCUAGUCUGAGCGAUAAAGGAGUCGUCUUUGGAGCCCCAUGCUUGGCUAUUACGCCGCCUGAUGAGGAUGCUUACGAUGAGGAUGAUUUCGUGACGGACGCCAAACAGGGCGGGGAGAGUUCGACUAACGUGGCCAGAGUUCAAUUCCGGCCGGCGGCAUCUUAUAGACCGGGGAUAUCGAAUUCGAGUCCUCGAGAAUGGAUAGCCACAGUCCCUUUGGGGGAACAGCUGAUAUGCGUCGGCAUUGGUCGUGACUUCGUUACGGGGAUGACUUUCUGCAAUAAGGCUGGAUCGAGGAUACGCAUAUGGUCGCUGAAUGCCGGUCUUCCGACUAACGUCAUCUCCAUUGGAUGCUCCUCUAGUCGACCUGUCAGCAUGGUCGCCUCGGCAGCGAGUGGCCUCAUGCUGUGGGCGGUAGCUGAUUAUGGUGGAGAUGCUACCAAGAUUAGAUAUACUCUGGCCCAAACCGCUCGUGGUGGCAGUCGAGUUGGCGUUCUAUCGGAGGGUCCAUUGCCAGUGUCUGGUGGCCAUCAUGACGCUGGUCAGGGGCCAACUCUCACUUGGAUAGGGAUGACUACCGAAUCCAUGCCCCUUUCAAUGGACUCCGUGGGGAUUAUACGUGCCCUACUGCCAACUGGGGUCUUCGCUUUUUGGUCAUCUACUGAUCUCAAAUGGGCGCCCGUGUACGACUGUGUAGCUGAGCUCCAACGGGAGAAUGAGGGUUUCUGGGCCGUCGGUGGUGCCGAUCAGGACUUAACCUUCAUAUCUGCCGUACUCGGUAUGAGGAUGCAUAUGAGCCCAGAGGGUUCUCCCUGCCUAGAGUGCUGCCAUCGGUUCUGUCAGGAUCGAGGGAUCAACUCAGGGGAGGAACCUAGCGAGAUAAAGAAAGCUACGGUCGCUUUGGAUAAGAAAUUAGUAAUGAAAUUCCGGGACUUGGUCCAGUCUAAACAACUGGAGGCUGCAUAUGACACCUCUAUCCUAGCCCUGCAAAUACCAGCUACUCCAAGGUUCAUGGCUAAGAUGGCUUUGAAGCUUGGGCAGCCACUGUUGGCGGCCCGUAUCGAGGAGGACAUGGCAUCAGUAGUCAUUCCUAGCAUGCCUACUGGCAACGUUGCACAGCCUGUGAUGGCUAAGCCUACGCCUGAGAGGCAGAAUCGCGCGAUUCCUCCUCCGAGUACAGCGCCACCUCGAUCCGCCUUCCAGGCAGUCGAGAAUAUACCAUCUCGGAGGUCGACUGGAGCUGAGAUGAUGGCCGAAACUAAGGCGCAGGAGGCAUCGAAGAACGCGCCGAUAAGAGGUAACCCAUUUGCCAACCGGAAGCGGCGGCAGAAUGAUGAUGUGGACCAUACUAAUGCAGCAAAGGUCCUCAGAGCCGACGGACAAUGA